Laccaria bicolor S238N-H82 is the source of this 1086-nucleotide messenger RNA. RefSeq lists its product as uncharacterized. The record is from RefSeq and is a predicted model, not a curated record. The coding region runs from base 1 to 1086 and encodes 361 amino acids. The transcript is spliced from 3 exons. Lineage: Eukaryota; Fungi; Basidiomycota; Agaricomycetes; Agaricales; Hydnangiaceae.
AUGAAAGACCAAGAAAUGAAGGAUGGAACGGCCGAGGCUCUACCCCCUCUUCAACUAAGUGGACAGAGCCAAGAAUCCGAACUAGUGAUGGAAGUGGACGUCCCAUCCUCGGCUCCUCACAGAUCCAUUUUUGAUUUCAAAGAACCUACCCCUGCUCUAAGUUCCAACCCAUUCACCCCAGCCUCGGCUCACCAAUCCAUUUUCGAGUUUAAGAAAGUCGGUACUUCAGCUUUUGCCCCGACCUCGGCUCAUCAAGCAUCAAUGUUCGAUUUUCAGCACGUGGGCACUUCAACGAAUGUGCUGCCUGUUUCCCUGUCCUCGGCUCAUCAGCCAUCGAUUUUCGAUUUCCAGAAGCCUGGCAGAUCUCCACCAGCCUCGGCUCGUCAGGCAUCGAUUUUUGAUUUUCAGCAAGUGGGCACUUCAACGAAUGUGCCGCCUGUUCCCCCGUCCUCGGCUCGUCAGCCAUCCAUUUUCGAUUUCCAAAAGCCUGACAUCCCUGCACCAGCCUCGGCUCGUCAGGCAUCGAUUUUUGAUUUUCAGCAAGUGGACACUUCAACGAAUGUGCCGCCUGUUCCCCCGUCCUCGGCUCGUCAGCCAUCCAUUUUCGAUUUCCAAAAGCCUAACAACCCUGCACCAGCCUCGGCUAAUAAAGGAUCCCCUUUCGAUUUUCAAGUCCAUCGUUCAUUUACCCCGGCCUCGGCUGUUCAGCCUUCCAUUGAUUUUCAAACACCUGGCACGUCUGCUCCAGCUCCUGCCUCUGACAAACCAGGCAUGUCUUCCCCUGGCGCCUCAAGGUCCAAUAGUACUCUGGGAUCACGGAAGUAUCUGACGAAAUCAUCAGAGGCCAAAUUACGACUCCAGGGCCAAGGAGGAGCUGCCAUUCUGCCAACUCGGCCAGGCGAUGCCUUCGUUUUCGGCCCGGCUCCUGUCUUCGUCUACACUCAAGAGAGGACAACACCACGCCCACCACCUUCGACCGAAUUGUUGGACUUGAUCCAAACUCCCCACGUGCAAGGGGUNUAUGUCGCAAGUACAAUAUCAAGGUUGUGUCUGAUGACAGCAUUGGUGAUCGCACGGGCGUGGUAG